AUGCAGUCACAGAGGACUCAGCAAAAACGCAAAUCAAAAGUCGUUGCUGAACCGUCUCAUGGCCAUGAGUCGCCAGAACCGGAACCUGUCAGAAAGAAGCCGAAGGCUCAACCUCGCAAGAAAAAGAUUUCACCACUAAAAGACAAAGAAGAAAAACGUGCACGGAGGUUCAGAUCUCAUGCUCCUCAAUCAUUCCUUGAGCGCUUGGACAGAAUUAGAGUCCAGAGAAUGUUUGUAGUCGCGCAUCAAGUUCAAAUUCAAUCUCAAGCUAGUGCAGAUGAGAAUGCAAAUCAAGGUGUCCCGGAGUUUUACUUCACUAUGGUCGGGACAACCGGCAAUAUCUACAAGGUUACUAUCGGGAAGGUGCCAACUUGCGAUUGUCCAGAUGGAGAGAAGGGCAACCAGUGUAAACACAUUUGCUACGUCCUCGUGAACUGCCUAAAAGCACCCCAGCAUCUGCAGUAUCAACUUGCUUUCUUGUCCUCGGAGCUCCGCCAAAUUUAUCAGGUUUAUGACCGGUCCCCAUUACGUCAAGCUCAGACCGCAUUGGAAAAUGACGAUGGUUCUCACAAUGAUACUGAAGAUGAUAUUUGCAAGGCCGCUGAAGAAAAUCACAAGCCGGCAGAUGGCGACUGCCCCAUUUGCUUUAUGGAGUUCAAGCCUAAUGAGAAACUCGUGUGGUGCAAAGCCUCUUGUGGUAACAACGUCCACAAGGUCUGCUUUGAUCAGUGGGCUGCUACAACACGCAAGUCAGGAGUUCGCUGCGUCUACUGUCGUGCCGAUUGGGAAGUCGAUGCAGCUCACAUCCCUGAUAUCAAGACUCUCCAGAAUGAAGGACCUACCAAUGAAGAAGGCUAUCGCAAUGUUGCCUCAGCAUUCGGAUUGUCGGGUCAGCGUGGUAUGGAUCUGCCCUUGUAA
This is a messenger RNA of Penicillium taxi, 918 nucleotides long. RefSeq names its product RING finger protein. The transcript has 6 exons. The coding region runs from base 1 to 918 and encodes 305 amino acids. The record is from RefSeq and is a predicted model, not a curated record. NCBI's taxonomy places the organism in Eukaryota, Fungi, Ascomycota, Eurotiomycetes, Eurotiales, Aspergillaceae. Gene Ontology annotation, molecular function: zinc ion binding; ubiquitin protein ligase activity.